This is a messenger RNA of Dentiscutata erythropus, 1317 nucleotides long. Lineage: Eukaryota; Fungi; Glomeromycota; Glomeromycetes; Diversisporales; Gigasporaceae. The record is from the annotation of a GenBank genome assembly.
AUGUCGAAUAUAAAGAUCGAAGACGACGUUCAGGUUAUUACAAAUAUAAAGACUUUGCUACAACGAUCCGCAAAACGCAGUAGAGCAAUGUUUCGUUCGGGGGAUGCAGCAAGCUCUACUUUAGAGGAUGACGAAAGUUUACGGAUAAAGUUACGUGUGAAAAUUCACGAUGAGUACGCUUAUCCUUCGGUACCUAGUAAAUCAAAAAUAAUAGAUCAACCUUCGGCACCUGGUGAUGAUAACCUUCCAUCUGAUGAUAACCCUCCACCAUCCCGGGUUCAACAAGAAGCUGCCAAAACAGCACAAGGAAUAGUAGCAAUACGGCAAAAGGCCGGAAUAAACGCCACAACUUCAGGUUCCUUAGUGAGACGUCAAACACCACGACUUACAAAACCAGAUUGGCAUGCACCUUGGAAAUUAAUGAGAGUUAUUAGUGGACAUUUGGGUUGGGUAAGAUCUAUUGCUGUAGAACCAGGGAAUAAAUGGUUCGUAACAGGUGCUGGUGAUAGAACCAUUAAGAUUUGGGAUCUUGCAUCGGGUACUUUGAGACUUACUUUAACUGGUCAUAUUUCUACUGUUCGCGGAUUAGCCGUCUCUCCACGUCACCCAUAUUUAUUUUCAUGUGGUGAAGAUAAAAUGGUGAAAUGUUGGGAUCUUGAACAAAAUAAGGUUAUUCGGCAUUAUCAUGGGCACCUAUCUGGUGUAUAUUCUUUAAGUUUACAUCCUACUUUGGAUAUUUUGGCGACUGCUGGAAGGGAUGCUACUGCAAGGGUGUGGGAUAUGCGUACAAAACAGUGUAUUCACGUUCUCAGUGGUCACAAUACUACUGUUGCUGAUGUGAAAUGUCAAGAAGCUGAUCCUCAAGUUCUUACUGCUUCAAUGGAUUCAACAAUUCGUCUUUGGGAUCUUGCGGCUGGUAAAACAUUGUCGACUCUCACACAUCACAAAAAGUCCGUUAGGGCGUUGACAUUACAUCCUACUGAAUUUACCUUUGCAAGUGGUAGUGCUGAUAACAUUAAACAAUGGAAAUGCCCCGAAGGUACAUUUAUGCAAAAUUUCGAAGGCCACCGUGCAAUUAUAAAUGCGUUGGCUGUCAAUGCUGAUAAUGUUUUAUUUUCUGGUGCUGAUAAUGGUUCAAUGGCGUUCUGGGAUUGGAAAUCUGGAUACAAGUUCCAAUCUAUGGAAACAACUGUACAGCCUGGUUCUUUAGAGUCUGAAGCCGGAAUAUUUGCCUGCACAUUUGAUCGCACAGGAUUGAGAUUAAUAACAUGUGAGGCAGAUAAAACUAUUAAAAUUUGGAAAGAAGAUCCAAAUGCU